CGGGUUACAUCGAGCGAUAUACAAUUGUGAGCAAAUAAACUUGAAUGACUUAAUAGUGCAUAGGCUUUAGUGAAAUACAGCGAGGGCCGAAAAUGGCGAAUGCGCGAUCAACAAACCGGAUGCCAGGCUGGAUGGUGGUGUGGUUCUACAUUACGGCCAUCAUCUGUACAAUCGACGCCAGCUUUGUAGUGUUCCGGCCACAUACACUGCCCGGCGGCUGGCUGCACAAGUUCUUCUUCCCCUAUAGAUACUACAUUUACACGGAUCAGAGAUACGGGGACGUGACUGAUUCCUACGUCUUCACGCAAAGUUUAAUGAAUUAUGCAGAAGUUAUAUUGAACAUCAUUACUCUGUUUUACCAUUACCAACGUGCAAGAGCAACACAGUUGUUGGCUUUCACCGUGUCCGUUAUGACCUUCUGGAAGACUGUCCUUUACAUUGCUAUGUUUUACGAACUGGCGGGUGGCAAAGAUUACCGAGGUGGGAAUACGCUACUUGAAGAAGUUUUGCUCGUACUCAUUCCAAACGGCAUUUGGAUUAUUAUUCCUGGCAUGUGUAUGGCCGCGCUGUGGUCGGACCUCAUGAUUGGACAAAGUUCGAGUCAUGUUAAAAGGCGCUAAUCUUUUUGGGAAGAAUUCUUGCUUCCUGAAGUUUAAAGACAAACUUGUUUUAGUCUAUGUUGUAAUAGACAUUUAGUAUUAAAUGUACUCAGACGUCUAACCUUAACUUCAAUAAGCCCAUACGUAAAUUGUUCAACCAUAAUAUUCCAUAUGUGUUUACUUAGAAUGUUCUUCAUAGACAUUAAACUAUUGUCGAUAUGUACAGAAAAAUAUAAUGGACUGAUUGCAUUUCGAAAUCAUUUUGUUCAAUCAAUCUGCAGAAUAUUCACAUAUGAGAAUUGUAAGUCGUCGUUUUCAGUUGAGAACAGCAUUGUGAACGACAAACGGAUACUGUGAAACUCGGUUCACAGUUUUAUGUUCAGGUGUUUAGGACACCGCAUGAAGCUCGACCAGAUGUGCGGAAGACUUGUUAGUUAAUCAAUAGCAGCUUCUCUUCAAACACAAACCUUGCUAACUUUACAAUUUCCAUGGGAAAUCUGGAAAUGAAAUGACAUGAAAAUGCACAAUAAUUCAUCAGACUAUGAACAUUUAUACAUGAAGAACACACGUUAAGGUUUGGAAACAUUAAGAUAAUAACACGAUAUGAAGGAAAUAAAAAGUGGAGUACA
Mya arenaria is the source of this 1228-nucleotide messenger RNA. RefSeq lists its product as uncharacterized. NCBI's taxonomy places the organism in Eukaryota, Metazoa, Mollusca, Bivalvia, Myida, Myidae. The record is from RefSeq and is a predicted model, not a curated record. Bases 93 to 620 code for a protein of 175 amino acids. The transcript is spliced from 5 exons.